This is a messenger RNA of Drosophila obscura, 2522 nucleotides long. It is a transcript of the gene AstA-R2, whose product is annotated as allatostatin-A receptor. The coding region runs from base 1016 to 2104 and encodes 362 amino acids. Gene Ontology annotation, biological process: G protein-coupled receptor signaling pathway. Gene Ontology annotation, cellular component: membrane. NCBI's taxonomy places the organism in Eukaryota, Metazoa, Arthropoda, Insecta, Diptera, Drosophilidae. The record is from RefSeq and is a predicted model, not a curated record. The transcript has 4 exons. Gene Ontology annotation, molecular function: neuropeptide Y receptor activity.
GAACGCGUGCAGUUUGGACUUUUGAUUUUUGGCCCAAAUAGAACCAAUCGAACGGAACCCAAAAUCCAAAUUAAAUUCCCGAUGCUGCCUGCUAUCCCUAGUGUUUGCCAUAGUGAAAUGAUAUCUCUUUGCGAAUUCUGCUGAGGAGGCAGCCGCCUGUCGGUGGAACGUGUUGUUUGGCAACGCAGAAAGUUAUGCCAUUAGUUUUGUCCAUAAAAACGGAAACCGUAAACAAAAAACCGAAAAAACCGAAAAACCUAAAACCGAAAACAGAAACCGGCCCGAAACGGAGAAACGGACAUCAUAUUGAAUUUAUGGUAUAGGUGCAGCGUGGAUGUCCACGUCCCCCCCACUCGGCACUGGGGGCAGCGUAUCGCGUAUCGUGUCGUAUUGUAUCGUAUCGUAUCGUAGCGAGGUGCCCGGUUGUCAGGGUGUGACACGACACAGUUUUGGCUGCGUCGGCGCCGAUUUGCACGUGGCAGUGUUGUCUACCUUUCGCCCGUUGCCUUCUCCUUUCCUUUCUGGUGUGCUCGUGUCCUUUGGUUGUUGUCUUACCUUGUUACAAUUACCGUUAUCGCUUGCUCUCUGCUCUCCCUGCAAGUGGAAGGGGUGGGGUGGGUGUGAUUGCUAUUGCCUUUGUCCACCUUGAAACGAAUGAACGAUUCCGACCGGUCUCCGUGCUCCGUGCUCCGUGCAGUAGGGCUCUGAGGGUGCCAGGCUGCUCGUGUCGUGGCAAUAUUGCGGAUGAUAAUUGAAUUUUCGUUGCGGCUGCUUUGUGAAAAUCUCCUAAUUGGAAAUUUGUUAUUUGAAUUCGAUGAACUGUGAAAGCGAAACAAGAAAAAAGUAAAGCAUAAAACUUGAAAUUUCCGCAGCACAAAGGCUAUGGGGGAAUUGAAAAUGUCCUCCAUCUUCUGUCGUUCCAUCAAAGUGCCAUCAAAGUGAAAUGUAAAAAAAUCCAUACAAACACCAAACACCAAAGGAAUUACAAUUACAAUCACAAUCACAAUCAAACGAAAUGGAGAACAUCACGAUAUCCCUGGCGAAUGUCACUGGCGCCACAAACGUCACCAGUGCGGCAGUGGGCGUCACCCCGGAGCCCUUCUUCGCCGAGGAGGAUCGAGUGUCCAUCGAGGACACUGUGCGCUGGCUGGUGCCGUUCUUCUUCGGCAUCAUCGCCGUGACGGGUUUCUUUGGCAAUCUGCUGGUCAUCAUGGUGGUGGUGGCCAAUAAGAACAUGCGCUCGACCACCAAUCUGCUGAUCCUGAACCUGGCCGUCUCCGAUCUCCUCUUCGUGAUCAUCUGCAUCCCAUUCACGGCCACCGACUAUGUCACCACACGCUGGCCGUUCGGCAACUUCUGGUGCCGCAGCACCCAGUACCUGAUUGUGGUGACGGCCUUCGCCUCGAUCUACACGCUCGUCCUGAUGUCCAUCGACCGCUUCCUGGCGGUCGUCCAUCCCAUACGCUCCCGGAUGCUGCGCACGGAGCACAUUACGAUGAUAGCCAUAUUCACCCUGUGGACUGUGGUGCUGACCAUCUCCAUUCCGGUCACCUUUGCCCACGAGGUGGUGGUUCACUACGAUAACAGUUCCAACAUCACCUAUGCCCUGUGCCGCUUUACGAGCAACGAUCUGCUGGACGCCGGCACCUACCAGCUGAGCUUCUUCAUCAGCACCUAUCUGCUGCCCCUGAUGAUCAUCAGCGGGCUGUAUGUGCGCAUGAUCAUGCGUCUCUGGCGACAGGGCAGCGGCGUGCGCAUGUCCAAGGAGUCGCAGCGUGGACGCAAGCGGGUCACCCGGCUCGUCGUGGUGGUGGUCAUAGCCUUUGCCUCGCUCUGGCUGCCCGUGCAACUCAUCCUGCUGCUGAAGGCAUUGGAUGUCUAUGAGGCGCAUAGCCUGUUCCUCAUCAUCAUGCAGAUCUGUGCCCAGACAUUGGCGUACAGCAGCUCCUGCAUCAAUCCGCUGCUCUACGCCUUUCUCUCUGAGAAUUUCCGCAAGGCCUUCUACAAGGCCAUUAACUGUUCGCAUCGAUAUCAGAAUUACACAUCUGACUUGCCGCCGCCUCGCAAGACAUCCUGUGGCAGGACCUCCACAACGGGAAUGUAAACGACACCCAGGGAAGUAUCCUGCGCUAUGAUUGACCGACGGCUGACAAUUGAGUGAGGCCAGUGGAAGUGAAGGCCAGUGAUGAAGUAAAUGUGGACGGCACAUGUGCCCUUAAUUAGCGGCGACCCAGGGACUAAAGCAAAGCUAUCAUCGGGCACUGAAAUGGCGCCCAUUUUCGAAUGGCUAGAGUUAAGUCAUUUCUUGUACAUAGCACAUAGCUUAGUGGAUUGUUUAUUGUAGGCUACUAAGGAUAGAUUAUAUGGUGUCCUAGACGGAUAUUAUACCUAUUGCACACGCAUGUAUUCGGUGCACAAAUAUAUUAUACCAGUCAGUGUGUAUCUCCCCCGUAUAUGGCACUCGAUGCAGCUAAAACUAUUUAUGUAAGAGAAUUUGUUAAUCAAUUUGUGUGCAAACAAUU